AUGACUAAACGCAGACAUGGAUCCAAAAUCCCUCUAAGGAAUUUAUUACAGCUCCUUAAAGAAGCUGAUGAUGAUGAAAAACUGCCACAGAGUGAUUUGGUAGAAAAAAAUCACACCAAACAUGAAGUUAAUAUUGAAGACAAGCUCAGCGGUGGGAAACUCCAGCUACAUCAUCCAACCGAGAGUCUGAAACAAUUUUCUCAGCCUGCAAAAGGCUCUAACAAGCUUCAUUUCACACCUGCUUCCCAGCUUCCUUCAGGACGUAACUGCAGCAAGAGCUCUGAAUGUGACAUUGAAAGAAAACACUUAUAUCACUGUAGAGAAAGCCUGCAGCAACAUAUUCAGCCUGUUAAGGGCUCUCCUGCACCCCAUCUUCACACAGGACAUAACUAUAUACAGAAGUUUGAAUGCGGCAUUGAAACACCUCAGGUCCGUCACCUGACAGAGAAACCUUUGUCAUGUGCUCAGCCUGUGAAGGGCUCCAACAAGGAUCAUUUCACACCUGUACCACAGCAGGACUCAGUAACUAAUAGCUGCGAGAGCUGGGAGUGUGACAGUGGGUCACCUGAGUUAAAUCAACCUGCACAGAACCUGCAGCAAUGUGCUCACUCUGUGAAGGGCUCUGACAAGGUUCACAUCACACCUGUAUCAGAGCUUCACUCAGGACAUAAUGGUAGCAAGAACUCUGAAUGUGACAGGAGUUUUGUUGUACAGCAAAGUCCAGUAUUAUACCAGAAGAUUCAUAAAGAAGUAAAACUGUAUAAGUCUCCUGAAUGCAAUAAAGGUUUCACAUUUCUCAGCAGUCUACAAAAACACUGUCCCAUUCACUUAGAAGACAAACCAUACAAAUGUACUGAAUGUAGUAAGAGUUAUAAACAGAAGACCGGUUUGCUCUACCACCUAAAGAAUCACAGAGGGGAGAAACGCUAUAAAUGUGAUGCAUGCAGUAAGUGUAUUUUAUGGAAUACUAACCUUGUAUGCCAUCAGACAAUUCACAGAAGUGAGAAGCCGUAUAAAUGUUCUGAAUGUGGUAAAUAUUUUAAACUGAAGAAAGCUCUUAUGUACCCUCAAAAGACUCAAUCGGGAGAAAAAACGUAUAAAUGUCUAGAAUGCAACAAGAGUUAUAGAGGAAAGAGUGCUUUUCUCUCUCAUCAACAGUCUCACACAGGGGCAAGACCAUAUAAAUGUUCUGAAUGCAAUAAGAGCUAUAUGGUGAAGCACUCUCUUCAGCAGCAUCAUCAAAUGAGUCACAGAGGGGAGAAACCAUUUAAAUGUCUUGAAUGUAAUAAGCGUUUUUCAGAGAGCAGUGAUAUGAUUUCCCAUCAGGCCAGUCAUAUAGGAGAAAAAAUAUAUACUUGCAUUGAAUGCAAUAAGAGUUAUAGAGGAAAACCUGGACUUCUGUACCAUCAAAGGACAUACAGGUGA
This is a messenger RNA of Protopterus annectens (West African lungfish), 1425 nucleotides long. Its product is annotated as zinc finger protein 501-like. The transcript is spliced from 3 exons. Gene Ontology annotation, biological process: negative regulation of transcription by RNA polymerase II. The record is from RefSeq and is a predicted model, not a curated record. The coding region runs from base 1 to 1425 and encodes 474 amino acids. NCBI's taxonomy places the organism in Eukaryota, Metazoa, Chordata, Ceratodontiformes, Protopteridae. Gene Ontology annotation, molecular function: DNA-binding transcription repressor activity, RNA polymerase II-specific.